AGGGAACUAAUGAAACCAGUAACUAGUGCUGUACAUAUUUGUUUCUAUACCAUUCCUUCCACAGAAUAUACCUUUGAACUAAUAACUGCCGGAGCAACACAACUCUUGGAAACUAUCAUUUCCCAAUCAUAAACAAUCAUUAUUUGACAAAUUUACUUAGUUUCUUGAAAAGAUGAGUGAAACUACUCCUAUAAAAAGUGAACCCGAAGAGGACGAAGAAAACGGACGUGUAACACCAGUACGAAAGUCAGUGCAAGAAUAUGAACAGUCCUUGCAAGCCACGGAAGGUGGGGAUGGUGCCGAGACACUUGUUGCACCAUCCAUUAACAAAGAAGAACAGGAAACAAUAACUAACGCCAAAGAGAAGGAUAUGAAGCUCCAAUUUAACCAUACAAGUCCAGUGACGGCUACCGAAGAUCUUUCUCAGGUUAUAGUUAAACAUGAACCACAAGACUUAGCCGAUUUGGAACAAACAAUGGCUCGCAUUGAUGGCGCAACAAAUGAUGAAACCAAUGAGGACGAUAGAGCAACACCACUGCCAGGAAACAAUGUCGAAAGUGAUAGAAAUACUAUUACUGAUAACACCAACCAACAUCCUCCUCCAACUCCACCGAGAAUAUCCGUGUUAUCAACAUCUUUACUAAGAGUUAAACCAGAAUUUUCAGCUGCAAUGCAUACGAUGCAAGAUGAAACUCCUGCCGAAUAUUCUUCAUUGCCACAAGAUUUCUUUGAUGGUAUUAUGAGCGAUGACAUACCCGACACACCGGCGGCUGUACCAAUAAUUGAACCCAAAAAGGAAACAAUACCUUCGGAUUUUUUCGACGAUUUGUUGGUGGAUAAAAUUCAGGAACGUGUUGAGGCUGCCGAAACGCAAGAUCUUGAAAUAAAGUUUUCAGAUCGUCUGAAACAACUGGAAGAAUUGGAAAGAAGACUGGCGAAGGAAAAGAAAAAGCAUAAAAAAUCAAAAAAGAAAUCUCGAAAGCGUGACCGCUCUCCGUCACAUUCACCGCGAAGACAUGGUAGCCGGUCUCCAACACCUACACAGCGGAGACAUAAAAGUCGUUCACGAUCACCAAUAAAACGACGUUACACACGGUCACCUUCUCCGUCCCGAAGAAGACUAGCCAGCCGUUCUCCAUCUCCCAGCGAUCGACGUAGUCGCAAAAUUAUGCGUUGGCCCCAAGAAUCACAGGUGGAAGAUCGCAUGGAUGCACCAUCUACCUCCAGAAGAUCUCAUGAGUAUCGUGCUGAAGAUAAGCGUAGGAUAAAAACAGAAGCUGAAAAGCCACCAGGAAGAGCAUCGCCGGAAGAUGUGGAAUUCAAUGAAGAUGAGUUAUCUGAAAAUAUGCAACCCCAUUUACCGGAACUUGGAGGGGAAAUCACAGUCAAACAAAAGCGAGAUCGAGUUAUUGUGCGAGCUAAAACUCUUUUGAAUUACCUUAAAGUCUCGGAAAUGGAAAAAGAUAGACCGCUCUCAACAUUCCUUUAUACCUCAAUAGUUCGUAAAUUACCGGCCAGCCAUUCUUAUCGAAAUCAACAUAUCUAUGAAAAUCGUUCGCCCCUGCAUAAUGUAAAUAAUGUUAGCUAUAAAUUUAAUUCUCAUAUUCGACGGUUUAACUUGGAGGAAUGGGGCUUAGCUUCACUUCCACCGGUAGCAGCGAAUGUGGCCAAAUUGGUCGGCUGUGAUGCCCAAGCCAUACACAAUCAAUUAAAAGUCAUAAAAAUUCCAGCAAAGAUACGAAAAAUCAAGGGCGAACCUUUAGACGAAGAUGAGGAGGCAGAGUUACUGCAAUCAGGUUCAUCUUUAUUUUGUAAUGCCUUUACCCAAACUGAUGAUGUGGUGGAUAUUGUUCAACAUAAGUCUCAGGGAUUCGAUAUUGAGAUCCAGGCUGUGCCACAAACAUUUGACAUAGCUUGUCAAACAUUGGAAACGGAAUCACCAUCCAGUAAACUUUAUGACAAUAAUGAUGACUUGCCCAUUAUGGCCAUAAUGCGAGAAAUGAAUGACAGCCAACUAAUGGCCCUACACGAUUUUGCAGAGCUGCUAAAAGAGACUGCCAGCAAUGCCAUGGAUAUGUAUCGUUUGCGCCAACGCAUGUUGGAUAUAUAUAAAUCUGCACAACAACCAUCGGCCCUGGAUCCGAGUCCCUCAGUUCCUCCAGCAGCAGCAGCAGUGGUGCCCACAGGAGUCAAUAGAUAUUCUUCCAAUGAAUCAUCGCCCUCUUCACGCAUUCGUCAUACAGACAAAUCUUCGGGUUUUCGCAUUAAUAGUGUUGAGGGUGGAGAUGGUACAUAUUUUUCAGUCAAUGAUCCACGAGGAAAUUUCGUGGGUAGUCGUAAUAGAAAUGGUGGUGGUGGUGGUCAAUUUAAUAGAAAUAUGAACAAUAGAAAUAUGGUGCCAUCUGAGUCCCAUCGAGAUUUUAAUAAUCCGCAACGCAAUCAACAAUCCGCCAAUGCUCCCAAAUUUUAUGGACGUGGAGGCUUAAGACGUUAAUUGUUUUAAAAUUUUUUUCUAAUGCCGUACUAUUGAUUAGAUUUGAAUUGAAUUUUAAAACAUUAAUUUUUUGGGUAUUGCCAAACUUAGAAUAUAUUAGAUUUUAAUUUCCAUUGUAUUGCAAUAUUGAUUAUUGCUGGUAAUAAGCAAGUGACUGAUUAGCACAUUCGAUGUAAGGAAGAAAAUGUAUCUAAUUUGUAAAUGCUUUAAUUUUAACAAAAAGAUUGGCUCAGAAUAUUAAAUUCGUUCACUUUUCUCUUGAUACCAAUUUUUUUAUUAAUAGUAAUGGUGAUAAGCAAGUGAUUAAUUAUCACAUUCGAUGUAAGGAAGAAAAUGUAUCUUAUUUGUAAAUGCUUUAAUUUCAACAAAAAGCUUGGCUCAGAAUAUUAAAUUCGUUUAUUUUUCUCUUUUGUCAAUUUUCAUUCAUUUUCUGAUUUUUCAAAU
Musca domestica (house fly) is the source of this 2938-nucleotide messenger RNA. RefSeq names its product protein panoramix. The record is from RefSeq and is a predicted model, not a curated record. Bases 173 to 2494 code for a protein of 773 amino acids. The transcript has 3 exons. NCBI's taxonomy places the organism in Eukaryota, Metazoa, Arthropoda, Insecta, Diptera, Muscidae.